Molecule: messenger RNA, 2802 nt
Organism: Penicilliopsis zonata CBS 506.65
Lineage: Eukaryota; Fungi; Ascomycota; Eurotiomycetes; Eurotiales; Aspergillaceae
Exons: 2
Coding region: 1-2802 (933 amino acids)
Biological process (GO): double-strand break repair via homologous recombination; reciprocal meiotic recombination
Cellular component (GO): nucleus
Molecular function (GO): ATP-dependent chromatin remodeler activity; DNA translocase activity; ATP binding
Source: RefSeq, a predicted model, not a curated record
AUGGUCUUCAAGCCGUUCAAGCCUCUUUCGAUCAAUAAGCCUCCUGUAUCGUCACUUCCUUCCUCGUUAGAAUCCCCUGACGACUCUCAACCGCCGGCCAAGAAGCCACGCAUCGACGACGAGGCCGGACAUGCUGUGAAAGGCUCUUCUGGCCGUGUUCCUCGCAAGAAUCUCCCGGUGGUGGAGCUGGGAACUCAAGCUGUCGAGACCGAAUCCGCUAGCACAAGUGAUGACAGAUACUAUAAUGUUCUGUGGCGCAAAUAUACCACGAAGAAAAACAAGACAUGGGACGGGGACGGAAUCCUCGCCGUACGGAGUGGCUACGCCUACCUCCAGGAUGUGUCUGGGAAAGACAUGGGCCGCGUGAUGGUCAGUUCACGACUGGAGGCCGGCUCGGCUCUUUCAAUCGGGGGCAAGGAAGUGGAAGUGGAUUCGGAAAUGGCAAGGGAGGAGUACCUCUCCGGCAGACGGUUUUUGGACAUCAAGAAGCCGGUAGCGACACCACAGAGGCCGACGUCUAAGCCGAUACAGUUCCAAAGGAAGGAAUCGGUGGUUCUGAAGAGAACGUUAUCUACGAAUUCGAACCAGUCAAGCUCUUCGACGAAGACCACUGUGACGAAACCGGCCGGUUCUUCGCUGCUCACAGCGUAUAAGAAGCCGAUCUUAGAUACGACUCCGGUUCCAAAGGUCGAGGCAGGCCAGCCGGUGCCACGACAUGACCCGGCUGCACCUGAUGCCCUUGUGAUGAAGCGACCUGAUUCUGUCCCUCGUGGGAAACGGAUUGUGGAUGUGGUUGUUGACCCGUUGCUCGCCAAACAUCUCCGUCCGCACCAGCGCGAAGGUGUUCAGUUUCUAUAUGAAUGCGUCAUGGGAAUGCGGUCGUUCAAUGGCGAGGGAGCCAUCCUUGCUGACGACAUGGGCCUCGGCAAGACGCUCCAGACUAUCACGCUCAUCUGGACCUUGUUGAAACAGAACCCGGUUUACGAGGACCCGCCUGUGGUGAAAAAGGCUCUAAUAGUCUGCCCCGUAACCCUCAUCAAUAACUGGAGAAAGGAGUUUCGGAAGUGGUUGGGGAACGAACGAAUUGGCGUCUUUGUCUUCGACGACAAAAAAAAGCGUUUAACCGAUUUCACAAGGGGAAAGGCAUACAGCAUUAUGAUCGUCGGCUAUGAGAAACUCAGAACUGUGCAGGAAGGUCUCACCAAGGGUCACGGGGUUGAUAUCAUCAUUGCUGAUGAAGGGCACCGGCUGAAAACGUUGCAGAAUAAGAGCGGCCAAGCGAUCCAGUCGCUCAAUGCCUCCAAGCGGGUCAUUCUCUCGGGCACCCCGAUCCAGAACGAUUUGAAAGAGUUUUUCGCUGCUGUUGAUCUAGUCAACCCGGGCGUCUUGGGCACAUUGAAAGCCUUCAUUCGUGAGUUUGAGGGACCAAUCGUGAAAAGCAGGCAGCCAGAGGCCACCCGAAAGGAUAUCGAAAAGGGCGAGGCACGAAGCGAAGAACUGAGAAAUCUCACCUCUCAGUUCAUCCUGCGUCGGACGGCCGACAUCCUUGCCAAGUAUCUCCCGCCCAAAACGGAAUACGUGCUGUUUUGCAGGCCGACCCCGACGCAAGCGAACCUCUACCGGAAUGUGCUUGCUUCGCCGGUUUUCCAGGGUAUCCUGGGCAGUUCAGAGAGUGCGCUGCAGCUGAUCACUAUCCUGAAAAAGCUGUGCAAUAGCCCUUCCCUGCUUUCAGGCAAAGCGGGGGAUGAAGUGCCGAAAAACGACACCAUUUCUGCUCUACUAUCUUCUCUUCCAUCUCAGGUGCUCCGCCAUCUGAACCCUUCAUCUAGUGCCAAAAUCCGUGUCCUAGACCAACUGCUUUAUAACCUCCACACGGCAACAUCGGAAAAGAUUGUUCUCGUGUCGAAUUAUACCUCUACCCUGAACCUGCUAGCCAACCUGCUUGCUUCGCUCUCCCUGCCGUUUCUGCGUCUGGACGGCAGCACGCCCGCCCAGAAACGCCAGGCGCUCGUCGACGACUUCAACCGGCUACCCGCCAGCGCGUGUUUUGCUUUUCUUCUCUCGGCCAAGGCCGGGGGCACAGGACUCAAUCUGAUCGGCGCCAGCCGCUUGGUCCUCUUCGACGUGGACUGGAAUCCGGCGACGGACAUCCAAGCGAUGGCACGGAUCCACCGCGACGGUCAGAAACGGCACUGCCGGAUCUACCGGGUUCUGCUGCAGGGCAGCUUGGAAGAGAAGAUCUGGCAGCGGCAGGUCACCAAGUUAGGACUCGCGGAUAGCGUGAUGGAGCGCCGGGACAGCGUGGCGCAGUUCUCGCGCGAUGAGCUCCGAGAUCUCUUCCGACUAGAUGAGGAAAGCAGAUGCCAGACUCAUGAACUGCUGGGCUGUGAAUGUGGAGGUAAGGGAGGCAUGGCCGAGGAUACCAGACAGAGCAGCAGGGAUAGUUUAGAGGAAGUCCCCAAUCCUGACGACGAUGAUGACAUUGAAUCUCUCCCCGAUCUCCCGACGCUGAUAAAGGCGUCGGAGCUCAACAUGGAAGAACAAGAACGGCAGGUCCGCGCACGCCGCCACCCUUCCAGCCGGUCCAAAAAGGAGAGUGAUACGGAAGUGAACAACAUCCGGGAAUCCCUCUCGCACUACGCACAUAUCGACCCUGCUCUCCUUUCUGAUCCUGAUUCGGCGGAAGCCAUCAGACGGGAAGUCGAUGACGAGGACGUUCUGCUCCCCUUUUUAAAGGAGGAGGAUUGUCGGAUUGGAUUUAUCUUCAAGAAAACCAGUCGGAUAGAGGAUAGAGCUGUAUAG